Molecule: messenger RNA, 1783 nt
Organism: Saimiri boliviensis boliviensis (Bolivian squirrel monkey)
Lineage: Eukaryota; Metazoa; Chordata; Mammalia; Primates; Cebidae
Gene: CFAP90
Product: cilia and flagella associated protein 90
Source: RefSeq, a predicted model, not a curated record
UAUCCAGGCAACGGCCGAACACAGCCGCGGACUGGACGCGGGCGCUGCCAACCUGAGGCCGGCGGGCUCCGACUGGGCCCUGGGCGGGCGGGAAGGACCUGGGCCAAGGCUGGGGCGCAGACGGGGACGGCAUGGAGGACGAGGAGGGGGAGGAGACCACCGCGUCCACGCUGCGGGGCAAGCCCAGGCCGCUGCCCGUCUCGGCGAUCUCCGCCUUCAGCUACAUCCCGCCGCGGCGCCUGGACCCCAAGGAGUACAGCUACUACUACCGCCAGGCGCGGACAGGAAUUAUUUCCCUCUACGACUGUGUUUUUAAGAGGCGCCUAGAUUAUGAUCAGAAGUUGCACCGAGAUGACAGAGAACACGCAAAAAGCCUGGGACUUCAUGUUAAUGAAGAGGAACAGGAGAGGCCGGUUGGUGUGCUGACGUCUUCUGUCUAUGGGAAGCGCAUCAAUCAGCCCAUUGAACCCCUAAACCGGGACUUCGGCCGUGCCAACCACAUACAGGCUGACUUCUACAGGAAGAAUGACAUCCCCAGCCUCAGGGCACCUGGCUUUGGGCACAUUGAUCCAGCCUGAAGCAUCCCUGUGACCCACAGGGCAUGUCACGAUAUCGCAUGGUCUGGCAAAGUUGUACAGUGAGAAGGUGGCAUCUGGAGCCUUCUUUCCCCUUCUCAUGACACCUAGGAGCUUGGCUAUGCCUGUGUUACAUCUCUACUGUGGGCACAUGAACACAUUAGCAGCCUCCCUCAGGCUGCCAUGGUCAGGAGCCUGAGCAAACACCUGUAGUACAUGUGAAGAGUCUCUAGUGGGAUGAUCUUCAGCUGGAAUUAUUUUUGAUCAAAUGAUACUGGAGACUGAUUCAUUGUGAGCACCUGAAUAAAAUGAAAACUUUGUUCCCCUUAGUAAUGGUUGAGUUGGUUUUUGUUCACUGGCUGUCUACAUUUGCCAGGAUUCUUUGGGGAGGCAGUCACAGGAGUCAGGUGCAGUUACAAAGUUUCCCAAGAGUUAUGGGAACUCCUGCUGCUUCAUAACACAGACAACCCUGACAUGUUCCCUCCUCCAAGAGGAGAUGUAAUGACAAUUGUCUGUUGGCACAAACUCUAGAAACUACAUUUUUGUUAUUCCAGAGGUCUGAACCACAAAUAACAGAUUUUUUUGCAACUGAGACUGGGAGCCCUAGUAAGGAUGGGUGGCCCUGUUAUCCUGGUGGCCAGCAGUGCUCACUGUCACCAUUCAGGGAGAGGGGCCAGUCAUGGGAAGAGACUUUGGUGUUCAACGAACUCGGGUAAAAUUCUGGCUGCUGUGUUUUCUAGAUUUGUGUUCUAGGACAAGUCAUGUCAUCUAUUUGAGCAGACAAGUCCUCAUCUUUAAAGUGGAAUUUCCAAACCUAGAAUAGUUCAUUUGGGAGUCAGUGAGCUGCUAGAUUGCAGGCAUAACAUGAGCGCAAUGUGCAUGUCCCGCCCAGGGUCCCAUCAUCACAGCAGUGACUUGACCUUAGACAGUCUUCUUUUGGGAUGCAGUUGCUUUUAACCUAAGCUGAAAAUACUUACUUUGGAGAUAAUUUGAAACUUACCCAAGUAUUAAGGUAUCAGCUACGUUUUUAAUGAAUGAAUCCCUUGGAAGAACUCAUCUCUCAUCUACCGUGAUUAAAUUUCCCACAGUUUAGCAGUGAAUGGGCAGGUGGUCUAAUUGAGUUCAAUGCUGAUUCCUCCAUCACUGGCUUUAUUGUUUCGAAUCUGCCAAGAGGAUUCUCUAAAAAUAAAUGACACUGAAUUGCCGGC